AUGGCCUCGCGUUCAGCUUCAGGUACCGCUAACCCAGCACCGGGGACCGUCGUGCCUGCGCAGCUCGGGUUUCUCUCCAUUUUCAACCCCACGCUUGGCAAUACCGACGAAACCAUCGAGGAUCAGAUCGUCUACUAUGCCUCUGUUACAACACAGGCCGCGCAUAAUAAGCGCAGGCGCACUCGUGGCCAACCGACCCAGAACAUCUCUCCAGAAGAGCGAAACGAGCGUUUACGACAGAUUGGCCUUGCCCAGGGCAUGGCUAGCUUCAGCCGCGGUUUUGCAAGCGGUUCAACAGUAGACACUAUCGACACCGAGAAGUCAAGAGUCAUACUCCACGAGCUCGAACCUGGCUGGUGGAUUCUAGCAAGCAUCGACCUCACCAAACUACCUCUCCCUCCUCGGCUCACUACUAAGAAGAGCGAAGCCGCCGAAGAACGAUAUGAAUACUCCAGUCGCGAGAUGAAACCCGCGAGCCUGUUGCUGCGCGAUCUGCUACGAGCCCAUAGCAUUUUCCUCAUGCAUCAUGACUCCUCGUUGAGCGCCCUCUUCGUGCGCAACAAGAGAACCAAGUUCAUCACUAUAUUGAGUCGAUACUGGGAUCUCUAUCUUUCGACCUGGAAUGUCAUGAUGCAUGGGAACCCAGCUCGUGACAUCUUUGGGGGCAUCCCCAUUGCGGCCUCUGGUGAGCUGGGCGUCGGCGUCGGCGAGGAAGAACGAGGUAGCGGCGAGCGAGCCGUAUUGGAAGGACUGGUUGGGAGAAUAGAAGGGCUCGUCGAUCUAGUUGUUUCCAAGUUCGGCGACUACAACCCCGAAUCGCCUCCUCCAAAUGACCCCUAUGGCGACCCUGAGCAAUGGCUAGGAACAGGAAGAGAACCUGGUCCCGAUGACGGUGCCAUCUUUUUGGGUACUGGCGCUCUGUCCCGAAAAUCAGUGAGAGACGUUACUCACUGGAUGGAGGAUCUAUACACUUGGGGCAAUCACGCCUAUGGUAUUAUAGAGAGCCCGACAUCGGUUCGGCGCGCAAAAAGGCGACGGGCAGCGGAACGCCAGCAAGCGGCCCAAGAUCAAGCACGGGCACCAGCGAGUGAACUCGCGAAGUCUUCAGCCGGAGAACAGGCUGGGGAGAGUUCCGACAAAGACCAGCCCCAAAUCCAAGUGACUGAAGAUGGCAAACUGGAAAAGAUGGUUCACUAUCUCAAGCUCGGAUAUGGCACAUACUGGUCGUUUCCUGGCGGCACUAGUAAUGGCGAUUCUCCUGCCAAGCAGCCUGAGAGUCCGCAGCAGGAUCCUGAACCUGCCCAAGACACAACCAAACUUGCACGGCCCAGCCUCGCGGAACGCACGCCUUCAUAUGAAGCUGCUGGCCACUACUUGAUUGGUUUAAAGGGGGAGAUCAAUGAAGAUUAUAGCGGGACAGAAAGUGGAAGUUCCGAUGAUGCUGGCGACGGGGCAAACAACUCUCGUACUGUCUUGCGAACUGUAAACAUUGAGCUUGAGAGUGAGGCUCUGGAUAGACCAGAGGCCAUAACUGUGCGCGACUUUGAGCAUCCGGCCAGUGCUCUCACGCAGUCGCAGGUGGUAGGGAAUAUGAUACCUGGCUACGACUCCCACGAUCUCAACAAGGCAAAGAAACUGCGCGUUGUUGUCUACGUCAACCGACCAUUCAUGUUCACCUUUUUGUUCAAUCUACGGACCGACUCCCUUGCUAUGGAUUCACUCUAUCGCUCCCUUCAUCAUCAACUCGCUCCUCUACGCAAAGCUCUUCUCCUCUCCACAAGCUAUCGUCCGGAGCGUCCUGGGACCGAUGCAGGUUCUGGCAGUAACCACUCUGGAAACAACAUAUAUGAUCUCGUCUGGGAUCCCGUCUCAUUGACGGUUUAUUCAUCAAUACCAAACAUACCAGAAGUCUACGAUGAUACGGAACCAUGGUCCCGUCCUGAUGCUCUGAACACGCACCUUCACCUGGUUAAUCUCUACAUCGGUACGCGGUCCCGUGCAACUGCUCUCGAGCGUACCGAAAAGUCCAGCCGUGGAUGGUGGAUCGUCUGGACACGUCUGCUCGACCGUCAAGAAGAUGCUGCCACGGGGAAUCUCUCUACAAUUCACGAAGGCGGACCUGGCCCAAAUACAGACCAGGACACCUCUCAGGAUGACGGAGAGAGGAAAUAUUCUGGACCCGAUCCCCGACAUCCGGAUGUUGCCAAGGAAAUCUUCCUCAUCCGCCGCGCAAGCGAUCACGUCGGCUUCCGUACAGAUUCCGCGGAGGGUGCAGGUAAGCUCGCUCAGGGCAUCGGCGUCGACACACGCCGCUAUGUGGAGGAACUAUUGAACCUGCUAUGA
Messenger RNA from Fusarium mangiferae, 2343 nucleotides. RefSeq lists its product as uncharacterized. Gene Ontology annotation, biological process: vesicle-mediated transport. The transcript is spliced from 2 exons. Lineage: Eukaryota; Fungi; Ascomycota; Sordariomycetes; Hypocreales; Nectriaceae. The coding region runs from base 1 to 2343 and encodes 780 amino acids. The record is from RefSeq and is a predicted model, not a curated record. Gene Ontology annotation, cellular component: intracellular membrane-bounded organelle; Mon1-Ccz1 complex.